CGCCAUGAGUGUGGACGCGUACGGGCCCAGCUCGCAGACGCUGACUUUCCUGGACACCGAGGAGGCCGAGCUCCUGGGCGCCGACACGCAGGGCUCGGAGUUCGAGUUCACCGACUUCACGUUGCCGUCGCAGACGCAGACGCAAGGCCAGAGCCAAGGGCCGAUCGAGGGACAGGUAAAUGGACCCGAAGGUGUCCUGCAGAACGGAGCAGUGGAUGAUGCAGUGGCUAAAGCGAGCCAAUUGUUAGCGGAAUUGAACUUCGAAGAGGAUGAGGAAGAUACAUACUACACCAAGGACCUUCCUCUGCAUGCGUGCAGUUACUGUGGGAUUCAUGAUCCAGCCUGCGUGGUUUACUGCAACACCAGCAAGAAAUGGUUCUGUAAUGGCCGUGGAAACACUUCUGGAAGCCAUAUUGUGAACCACCUGGUGAGAGCCAAGUGCAAGGAAGUGACUCUGCACAAGGAUGGGCCCCUGGGGGAGACGGUCUUGGAGUGUUACAACUGCGGCUGCAGGAAUGUGUUCCUAUUGGGCUUCAUUCCUGCCAAAGCCGAUUCUGUGGUAGUUCUGCUGUGCAGACAACCCUGUGCCAGUCAGAGCAGCCUGAAGGACAUCAACUGGGAUAGCUCGCAAUGGCAGCCGCUCAUUCAGGACCGCUGUUUCUUGUCCUGGCUGGUGAAAAUUCCCUCCGAGCAGGAGCAGCUAAGAGCACGUCAGAUCACGGCACAACAGAUCAACAAGCUGGAGGAGCUCUGGAAGGAUAAUCCCUCGGCCACGCUCGAGGACCUGGAGAAGCCGGGAGUGGAUGAGGAGCCACAGCAUGUGCUCCUGCGCUACGAGGAUGCCUACCAAUAUCAGAACAUCUUCGGGCCGUUGGUCAAGCUGGAGGCCGACUACGACAAGAAGCUGAAGGAGUCUCAGACUCAGGACAACAUCACUGUCAGGUGGGACCUUGGUCUGAACAAGAAGAGAAUUGCCUACUUCACUCUGCCCAAGACGGACUCCGACAUGCGCCUGAUGCAAGGGGAUGAGAUCUGUCUGCGCUACAAGGGCGACCUGGCUCCUCUCUGGAAGGGAAUUGGCCACGUGAUCAAAGUCCCCGACAACUACGGGGAUGAGAUUGCCAUUGAACUGCGAAGCAGUGUUGGGGCACCAGUUGAGGUGACCCACAAUUUCCAGGUGGACUUUGUCUGGAAAUCCACUUCGUUUGACAGGAUGCAGAGCGCACUGAAGACCUUCGCUGUGGAUGAGACCUCGGUCUCUGGGUACAUUUACCACAAGCUGCUGGGCCACGAGGUGGAAGAUGUGAUCAUCAAAUGCCAGCUUCCCAAACGCUUCACGGCUCAUGGUCUGCCUGACCUCAAUCACUCACAGGUUUACGCUGUGAAGACUGUUUUGCAGCGUCCUCUCAGUCUGAUUCAGGGCCCGCCCGGCACCGGCAAAACAGUUACCUCUGCGACCAUUGUGUAUCACCUCGCCAGGCAGGGCAAUGGGCCUGUCCUGGUGUGCGCUCCAAGUAACAUCGCCGUGGAUCAACUGACGGAGAAGAUUCACCACACGGGGCUGAAAGUGGUCAGGCUGUGCGCCAAGAGCCGAGAGGCCAUCGAUUCACCAGUCUCCUUCCUGGCACUGCACAACCAGAUCCGCAACAUGGACAGUAUGCCCGAACUGCAGAAGCUGCAGCAGCUGAAGGACGAGACCGGGGAGCUGUCGUCUGCUGAUGAGAAGCGUUACCGUGCGCUCAAAAGGACAGCCGAGCGGGAGCUGCUGAUGAACGCUGACGUGAUUUGCUGUACCUGUGUGGGUGCAGGCGACCCGCGUUUGGCUAAGAUGCAGUUCCGCUCCAUUCUGAUCGACGAGAGUACACAGGCUACGGAACCCGAAUGCAUGGUGCCAGUGGUGCUGGGAGCGAAACAGCUCAUCCUUGUGGGUGACCAUUGCCAGCUGGGGCCAGUGGUCAUGUGCAAAAAGGCCGCCAAGGCUGGUCUGUCUCAGUCGCUGUUUGAGCGCCUGGUUGUUCUGGGAAUCCGGCCGAUUCGCCUGCAGGUCCAGUACCGGAUGCAUCCGGCGCUCAGCGCCUUUCCGUCAAAUAUCUUUUAUGAGGGAUCACUGCAAAAUGGCGUCACUGCGGCGGAUCGUAUUAAGAAGGGUUUCGACUUCCAAUGGCCGCAGCCUGACAAGCCGAUGUUCUUCUAUGUGACUCAGGGCCAGGAGGAGAUUGCCAGCUCAGGAACUUCCUACCUGAAUAGGACUGAGGCUGCUAAUGUGGAGAAGAUCACCACCAAACUGUUGAAAGCUGGCGCGAAGCCAGAUCAGAUCGGCAUCAUCACUCCUUACGAAGGGCAGCGAUCCUACCUGGUGCAGUACAUGCAGUUCAGUGGGUCUCUGCACACUAAGCUCUACCAGGAGGUGGAGAUUGCCAGCGUGGAUGCAUUCCAGGGCCGAGAGAAAGACUUCAUCAUCCUGUCAUGUGUGCGAGCCAACGAACAUCAGGGGAUCGGGUUUCUCAAUGACCCUCGCCGGCUGAACGUCGCCCUGACCAGAGCGAGGUACGGUGUCAUCAUUGUGGGGAACCCGAAGGCACUGUCCAAACAGCCCCUGUGGAACCACCUCCUGAACUAUUAUAAGGAGCAGAAGGUGCUGGUGGAGGGGCCACUGAACAACCUGCGCGAGAGUCUGAUGCAGUUCAGCAAACCCCGGAAACUGGUCAACACCAUCAAUCCGGGUGCCCGGUUCAUGACCACGGCUAUGUACGACGCACGGGAAGCCAUCAUCCCAGGAUCUGUGUACGACCGAAGCGGACAGGGCCGUCCCUCCAACAUGUAUUUCCAAACCCACGACCAGAUUGGGAUGAUCGGAGCCGGCCCCAGCCACAUCGCAGCGAUGAACAUCCCAAUCCCUUUCAAUCUGAUGAUGCCCCCAAUGCCACCUCCAGGGUACUUUGGGCAGGCCAAUGGGCCAACAGCAGGUCGCGGCCUGGCUAAAGGGAAAGCAGGUCGCGGUGGUCGUCAGCGGAAUCGAGGCAUGGGCAACCAGCAGAACAACCCGUCCAACCUCCACAACAGCCAGGCCAGCCAGGAUGUGGUGUCCCAGCCUUUCUCUCAGGGCCCCCUGACCCAGGGCUACAUCUCCAUGAGUCAGCCCUCACAGAUGAGCCAGCCAGGCCUCUCUCAGCCGGAACUCUCGCAGGACAGUUACCUGGGCGACGAGUUCAAGUCUCAGAUAGACGUGGCUCUGUCACAGGACUCGACUUACCAGGGGGAGCGUGCAUAUCAACAUGGCGGAGUGACUGGGCUGUCACAGUACUAGAGUGUUAAAGUGAAGAGAGCUAGGCUUGAGCCGAGCUUAGUUCAACAGUAAUUCAAUCUGGGGAAAAAAACAAAAAUGGAUACCUGUUUCCAACUGCGACAACUGAAGCACCACUGUGUGAGAGCAACAGGAGAGCGAGAGAGAAAGAGAGAGAGUAAGAGAAACCAAACGAAAGGAAGAG
Molecule: messenger RNA, 3488 nt
Organism: Callorhinchus milii (elephant shark)
Lineage: Eukaryota; Metazoa; Chordata; Chondrichthyes; Chimaeriformes; Callorhinchidae
Gene: upf1
Product: UPF1 RNA helicase and ATPase
Exons: 24
Coding region: 5-3307 (1100 amino acids)
Biological process (GO): nuclear-transcribed mRNA catabolic process, nonsense-mediated decay
Cellular component (GO): cytoplasm
Molecular function (GO): hydrolase activity; DNA binding; RNA binding
Source: RefSeq, a predicted model, not a curated record